Molecule: messenger RNA, 2103 nt
Organism: Chlamydomonas reinhardtii
Lineage: Eukaryota; Viridiplantae; Chlorophyta; Chlorophyceae; Chlamydomonadales; Chlamydomonadaceae
Exons: 5
Coding region: 146-1801 (551 amino acids)
Molecular function (GO): protein binding
Source: RefSeq, a predicted model, not a curated record
CUAGAUGCAGAGGUAUAGCUUUCCUACCUGAAUGCUGCAUCCAGAAUAUAGUUCGCGCGCUCGUAACGCAGCUUUGAUUGCAUGCGAGGGCCGAUCGGCAUCCCUAUCCAUUUCUGCACACUAGAAUACUGUUGAAGACGCAGCCAUGGCCUUCCCCUUGCACGACGCGGCGAAGACGGGAAAUGUCAAGGCGGUGAACGAGCUGCUUGCGCAGCAGGUGGACGUGAACCAAAAAGACCGGCUGAAUAGGACGCCGCUGCACAUGGCGGCAUGGGCGGGACAGACGGACGUGCUGAAGCUGCUGCUGGCUCACGGCUGUACCGUGGGCGCGGCGGCGGGGGACGAUAUGAACGCCCUGCACUUCGCGGCGCAGAAGGGGCACUCCGAGUGCGUGCGUCACCUGCUCAACGCCGGCCAGUACAUGGACGCACGCACACGCAAGGGCUUCACGCCGCUACAUUUCGCGGCGCAAGGAGGUCACAAGGCGGUUGUGGAGCUGCUGCUGAGGCGGCACGCCAACCCCAGCGCCGCCACCAAGCGCAAUGAGACGCCCAUGCAGCUGGCAAAGGACCCCGAGGUGUUGGCGCUGCUGGAGGCGGCGGUGGCGGCACAGGCGGCGCAGCGGGCCGCGCGCGAGGCGGCGGUGGCGGCUGACGUGGCGGAGAUGGCGGAGGGCGGGCAGCUCAAGCCCAAGAAGCAGCGCAACCUGCGGGGGCAGCAGGGCAAGCGGGGCGGAGCAGCGGGUGAGGCGGGUGGCGAUGGAGCCGACGGAGGUGGAGAUGGCGCCGGGGCGGGGCCUAGCAGCGGCGGGGCAGCAGCAGGGACAAUGGCGGGAGCCAAGCGGCCUGCGGCGGUGGCGCUGGGCGUGGAUGGAGAGGACGACGAGGAGGAGGAGGAGGGCAUGGCGCUGCGGCCGCCGGCACAGCGGCGGGCGGCGCAGGAGCGCGAGCAGAAGCAGCAGCAGCCCAAGGAGCAGGCGCGCCAGCAGGACGUUGACAUGGCGAAGGCGGAGGCAGCUGCGGCGGCGGAGGACGCGGGCAAGACGGAAGACGAGGCCGCGGCGGCUGCGGUGCGGGCGGGAGUGCAGGCGGCAGAGGCGGCAUCGGAGGCUGCGGCGGCGGCGCCGGGUCCGUCAUCGGGCGCGGGUCCGUCGUCUGCGGGGCCGUCCAGACCGCCGCCACAACCGCUGCAGCCGCAGCAGCCGCAGCAGACCCACCCGCAGCGCAAGGUGGUGCCCGUGCCAGCCGCGUUCCUGGAAGAGGACGAGGAGGACGAGGAGGAAGCCGCGGCGGCGGCGGCCGCCGCCGCAGCUGCAGCCGCGGCGGGUGCGGGUGCGGGGCGGGCGCCGGCGCUUCGGUUCAACGUGCGUGCUGAGGACGACGGCGAGGAGGACGAGGAGGAUGAUGAGGAGUCGGGAUCGGACCAGGAUGAGGACCAGCAGGAGGCGCGGCGGCGCGCGCGGCAGGCGGCGCGGCAGGGCCUGGCGGGUGCUGCGGACCUGGCGGCGGCGGCGGCGGCAGCUGCGGCGGCCGCGGCUGGCUUUGGUGGCGACGACUCCGAGGAUGAGGACGACGAGAGCGACGAGGACGAGGACGGCGAGGACGAGGGCGAGGAAGACAACUACGCACUGGCCGCGGGGCCCGCCGCGCCGCCCGGCAGGGCCCCGGGGGCGGGGGCGGGAGCCGGCGGCGAUGGAGAAGGCGACGGCGAGGGGGAGGGGGAGGAGCAGGAGGACGACGAGGACGGGGGCUACGAGAUGGCGGCGGGGCCGGCGCUGCCGCCCGGAGUGGGUGGCUUGUGAGGGGAAACGGGGGCUUUUGUGGGCGUGACUCCUUAGCACGGAGACUGGUGGCGGUUGGCAUGCAUUGCAUAGAUGGGGAAAUUGGGUUUGCCGUGGCCGCGAGUCGUUUGGUCAUCGCAGGGGGUGCAGGUUGAAGGCGUGCAGCUGGCUCCCUGGGCCUCGAGUGCCAUGAAGGUAGCAGACGACAUGAACUGAUGAAGAAUGCGGGCACAAACACCGAGCCACGCGUUGUUGAUAUUUUCAUCGCUUUGCAAGGCGCUCAUGCAACAGCGCUUCAUCCUUUGCUGUAAGAAUCCUGGCUU